CUCAUGCCUCAUACAGCUUUUAUCACUUUAUACAUUUUUUUUUUCUGCUGUGAACAUUAUACACUUCUAUAACAAACCUCAACAAUUUUAACUAACCUAUCUAUCAUACAUCUGUUUUCUUAUAAUUCAGUAACUUGUGAUCAGGCAUUUCAUUUAGUCUUGCUUUCUUUAUAACUUUUGUUACCUUAUUUAGCCCUUGAAAACGCCCAGGAGGAAUAUUACCUAGGCAUCUUAUCAGAACUGUAAAAUCGCAGCUACGGUUCUGAUGUGCAAUAUGCUAUUACAGUAUCUUCAUGAGGGCAUCCUGCAUACACUAGGUCAAUAUUUACUGAUGUGCUAAUGCAGUAAUGACCCAUCUGCCUCUGCUCCUCUCUGGGGCACUUUCCUUUCUAUCUAUAGGGAUGGGAAUUAAUGACAGUCUCUCUGUGCUGCCUGAUGUCAGAGCUGAGAAAGGUGUGAAGGGUAUAUAAGAGCUGUAUUACUUGUCAGAAGGGAAAGGGGGAAAACGGAUACUCCAGAGCCAGAUGCAAGCGUGGAAUUGUUGCAUGCACCCUUCUUGCUAGCACAGGAGUGCCUCUUCAGCUAGCUCCCUGAGCAUCAAAAGAAACUUUGGAAGCAAAGAUGUGCAACCUAAAGCUGUCAGUUGUCUUCAUUGUACUUUCUGUCGCUUUGAGCUGUCUGGAAGCUACACCUAUUGAGAAAUUACUAUCUGUGCCUGAAGAUCUAUCUGAUGGGACUUCCAAGAGACAAGGAUGGAUAUUGCCAGUAAUGUCAAGGAAUGCAUUCCCAGGACUUAGUGAGACAGUGCCAGAACAAGCAGCAUCAAAGCCAAAAAGGAGUCACCAUCUGGAGAAACGGAAAUGCAACACCGCUACAUGUGUGACACAACGCUUGGCCGACUUCUUAGUGCGUUCCAGCAACAGCAUCGGUGCAAUUUAUUCACCUACCAAUGUGGGAUCUAAUACGUAUGGAAAGAGGGACACAGAGGAGCUUUUAAGCAGAGAACCCCAAAACAACGUACAGCUUUAGUGUGUUAAAAUGACUACUGAUACAAUUUUCAUUAGGAGUUCCUGCCUACGUUUUAUGUAUCAAUAACUUUUCAGGCAUUUAUUACUUGUACAGUCUUAACAGUGCCUUGUC
Messenger RNA from Tinamus guttatus (white-throated tinamou), 1140 nucleotides. RefSeq names its product islet amyloid polypeptide (gene IAPP). The record is from RefSeq and is a predicted model, not a curated record. Gene Ontology annotation, cellular component: extracellular region. NCBI's taxonomy places the organism in Eukaryota, Metazoa, Chordata, Aves, Tinamiformes, Tinamidae. Gene Ontology annotation, molecular function: hormone activity.